Messenger RNA from Lodderomyces jiufengensis, 1944 nucleotides. Its product is annotated as RNA-binding snoRNP assembly protein. Bases 1 to 1944 code for a protein of 647 amino acids. Gene Ontology annotation, cellular component: sno(s)RNA-containing ribonucleoprotein complex. Gene Ontology annotation, molecular function: RNA binding. The record is from RefSeq and is a predicted model, not a curated record. NCBI's taxonomy places the organism in Eukaryota, Fungi, Ascomycota, Pichiomycetes, Serinales, Debaryomycetaceae. Gene Ontology annotation, biological process: box H/ACA snoRNP assembly; ribosome biogenesis; pseudouridine synthesis. The transcript has a single exon.
AUGUCUGAGAAUACAAACACUGAUGCACCACAAGUAGUGGCAGACGAGAAAUUACAGAUAGACAAAUCUGAACCAGAAGUAAGCAGCAAGAAAGAUGAUGUAAAGGAAUCUGAUCCAAAUUUAAAUGCAAAUGAAGUAGAGGUCAAUAUACUAUCGUCAGAAUUUCAAUCAGAUAGCGAUCAGGAGACCAAGAAGAAUGAGCCGAAUUCAAUUGCUGAACAUGAGACCAAUAAGUCAUCACAACAAAAAUCAAGUAAUGAAACUGAAACAAAUGAACCAAAACAACAAAACUCAGCUACUGAUAUUGAAUCAAAUGAGCAUACUCCACAACAAUCAACAGAAUCAGAAACUAAAGAACCCACGAAAGAAAGCACUAAUACACACGAAAUUGAGAAUAGUUUGUCUUCCGAACCUAUUGAACAAAUCGAUCGAGCAAUAUUAGCGGACGAAAGCACAGAAACUGGUCAGGCAAGUUCAACUAUUCCAGAGAUACAAGAGGAUAGCAAUGCAAUUAAAACUGAUGAAGUAGUGGAGAAUGAAAUUAUCGAAGACAGCAACAAGGAAGAGGAUGCAGAUAAACAAGAAAUUGAGAUCGAACAGUCAGAGAGCAAGGAAGUAGAUGAUCAUAAUAAGAUUGAAGAAGAUGUAAAAGUAGAGGCUUUUUCUGAUGACGAGAUUGAUGUUGAUGAUAUUUCAUCUGAGGAAAGUAAAGAUAACGGAGAAGAUGAUGACGAAUCAGAAGAAUCAGACACCUCAAGUGACGAAGAAAUGUCAGAUAACGACGCAAAUAAUGCAAACGAAGAUGUUGGAGAUGACGAUGAAGGUGAAACAAAUGAUGGUCCAAUCAAAUCUAUUAACGAAAUAACAGAAAAAGCACCAUCACUUCCGGAAGAUUACAAAAUUCCAGAAAAUGCACCAAUAGAAGAAAUAGGUACCAUAACAGGAUUAGUAGAUAAUUCCAUAUUAAUAACUGCCAAAACAUCUGGAGAAUUCAGAAUUUUAAAAGAAGAAUCUAUUUUCUGUUUUGAAGAUCGUACAGUAAUCGGACCAUUAUUUGAAAUAUUCGGAAGAGUUCAACAGCCAAUAUACAGUGUAAAAUUCAACACACCAGAAGAAUUUGCAAAAUUUAAAGAUUUAAAAGGUAAGAUGGUAUUUUACGUUGUUUCAGAUUCUCAAUUCUUGUACACAGAUUCAAUCAAACAUUUAAAGGGAACGGAUGCAAGUAAUUGUCAUGAUGAAGAGAUUCCCGAAGAAGAACAAGAAUUCAGUGAUGAUGAAGAAGAACAAGCUGCUAAACAAGCUAAAAAGAAAAAGAAAAACAAUAAAGGUAAAGUUUCAAAAGACAAUAACAACCAAAAUAAAUCAAUGCAUAAAAAGAAUGAUAAUCAUGUUAGUGCUCAAAGAGCUCAUAUACCUUCAUAUUCUCCAAUUAAUCAGAGACAAAACAAUAAUCAAAAAUCGUACCAACAAAGAAAUCAAAAUUAUACUCAACACACUCAACCUCCAGUACAGUCAUAUAAUAUUCCUCAACCUUCUUCAUAUGGUAUGCCAUUCAAUCCAAAUCAAAACUUUGCAAAUACAUCUCAACAACAAUUACCAUAUGGACAUGCUAUGCCUUAUCAACAUCAACAGCAACAACAAUACCCUCAGCAACAUCAAAACCAACAAUAUCCUCAACAAUACAGUAUGCCUCAACAACAAUCGCCAUAUGGUCAGUACUCAUUACCUCAGAAUCAGUAUUAUCAACCACAACAACCACAAUAUAAUCAACCACAGCAACAACCACAACAAUAUCCAUAUCAACAAUUGCCACAACAAGAAUACGGAGUACAACAAUCAAAUCAAAAUGUUGAUCCGGCUCAAUUAGCUAGAUUACAAGAAUUAUUAUUGCAGCAAUUUCAAACCCAAAAUCAAAAUCACCAACAGAAUCCUCCACAUCAAUAA